Molecule: messenger RNA, 2109 nt
Organism: Phoenix dactylifera (date palm)
Lineage: Eukaryota; Viridiplantae; Streptophyta; Magnoliopsida; Arecales; Arecaceae
Source: RefSeq, a predicted model, not a curated record
UGAUUAGUGUUAACAAAAAAAAAAUAAAGAAGAGGUCUUUACGUUGAUUUUAUUUUUAUUAUUGAGCAUUUCUUUCUAUGUUCUUGGGAGUUCAUCUUAUUUGUUAUUUGAUUGUUGGAGUCGGCUUUUCUUUAUUCCUUAUUUAAAUUUCUUGCGGGAUUUUUUUUUUUUUGGAGAAAGUGUUUUUAAGGAUAAAAGAGUGUUUUCGUUUGGGUUUCUGUGGAUUGUACUUUUGUUGAUUUAAUUGGAAGUGGUUGAUACUUGAAUUUUGGUUGGUGAAUGUGGUUUUCGUUCUUGGAUAUUAGAUUGUCGCAGUUAGAUACUUCCUUGGAGGCUUGAGUACAGGACUUGUAUCGCAAUGGAAACACAACUAGUAUGAACUGUUUGUAUGAUUGCUGGAGAUUGAAUGUAUUGGUUUCUGACGAUUAUCGACUCAUAGGGAUGUGAAGUCAAAAAGCUUGCACAGCGAGUGUCAAUCUUUGCCUAGCUCUGUGGGAACAAGGUCACAAGUUCUUCUGGAUGAGUAAAAUCAUCUCUUGAAUGCAAUUUUCACAAGAAGCAAGUAUAGCAUGCUCGCCCUUGUUGUGCUCCUGUGCAUGAAGAGAAAGGAUACAAGUUGCCAAUUUUUUGAUAGCAGACUAUAGUUUGAGAACCUGCUGCUUGUUGAUCAUGUUGUCAUGAAGGCUGAGCCAUCUUUUUGAAGAACUAGCAAUUAUGAACAUUUGAACAAUGUGGAACAGCUUCCGGCUUCAAGAAUCCCUAUCUUUGCGAUUUUAAAGUUGGAAAAUCAUGGCAAAGCUUGGUUCCAUCAGCUGCAGGGCUUGCAGUGGACUCGUUGGGAAAAAAAAUGUGACUGUGAGGUUCACUAUAGCAACGAUCAUAGGAAUUGUGGUUGGCUUUUUGAUUGGAAUUUCUUUUCCUACAAAGCUCUGCUUUCCUUCUAGCGUUAUUCCAUACAUUGAAGACAGGAACUGGGUCACAACUCAAGCAUUGUUGAACCAUGCUUUGACAUCUGCAAGAAAUCGCAGCGGAAACAAUUCAAACGAUUUCAAUGAUACUUUAAAGACUUAUGUUCCAACAAAACCUCGAGGUGCAGAAAGACUGCCACCAGGCAUCAUUGUAUCAGAAUCAGAUUUUCAUCUUCACAGAUUAUGGGGGAACCCUGAUGAGGACUUAACCAUCAAGCAGAAGUACCUUGUAACGUUCGCAGUUGGAUAUGACCAGAAAAAAAAUAUUGAUGCAGCAGUCAAAAAGUUUUCUGAAAACUUUACGAUCUUACUGUUCCAUUAUGAUGGCCGAACUAGUGAAUGGGAUGAAUUUGAGUGGUCAAAACGGGCUAUUCAUGUGAGCGCUAGGAGGCAGACUAAAUGGUGGUAUGCGAAGCGAUUUCUGCACCCUGACAUCGUGGCUCCAUAUGAGUACAUAUUUAUCUGGGAUGAAGACCUAGGUGUAGAGCAUUUUAAUGCAGAAGAGUACAUUAAACUGAUAAAGAAACAUGGGUUGGAAAUAUCACAGCCUGGUUUAAUGCCAAACAGAGGAUCUAUAACCUGGCGAAUGACCGAAAGGAGAGGGGAUCAUGAGGUCCACAAAGAAACAAAGGAGAGACCAGGCAGGUGUUUCGAUCCUCAUACUCCACCAUGUGCUGCGUUUGUCGAGAUUAUGGCGCCCGUCUUCUCUCGAGAUGCAUGGCGCUGUGUGUGGCAUAUGAUUCAGAAUGACUUGGUCCAUGGAUGGGGUCUCGAUUUUGCUCUUAGAACAUGUGUGGAGCCUGCUCACGAGAAAAUAGGAGUGGUAGAUUCUCAGUGGAUCGUUCAUCAAGUGAUUCCUUCACUUGCGAACCAGGGCCAGGCUGUUAAUGGAAAAAAACCAGGGGAAGCGAGGGUUUGUUCAUUGUGCUGGUUGUUGUUUGGCAACGUCCAGGUGGAGGAGCGGUGCCACAAAGAGUGGCGGAUGUUCCAAAAACGAAUGGAGAUAGCAUACUACAUGGAGAUCGGAUUCCCUCCCCCAACAUGAUGGCUGCUAUAGAUUAGUAUUGUAAGGAUUUUUUUUUUUUUUGUAUAAAUACCCUCCUAUAUUUUAAAUUUUACACGAAUACCCUUCCAAAAUUAA